AUGAAGUGCGCACAGCUGACUGUUGGUGCUCUGAGUAAUCAGGAUGCCGGGAGAGUUGGACUGCAACCACUGGAGCUCUGGAAGGCCUAUCACCUGGAGGGGUACCCAGGCUUCCUCUUCAUUACUAACCCGUUCCUACCUGGUUGGCAGCAUCGUUGGGUGCGCCAGUGUCUGAAGUUGUAUCCCCGAAAACCCAAUGUAUGUAACCUGGACCUGCACGUGUCGCCGGAGCAGACAGCCGACCUAUGGAGCGUCAGUGAGAAGCAGCUCAGGAAAAAAAUGACGCAGAAACGCCAGGCGAAAACGCUGCUGGAAAAGCUGCGCUGGGUGACACUCGGCUUCCAUUACAACUGGGAAACCAAGAAAUACUACAAGGAAAGGUUCACCCCGUUCCCGGCAGACCUGGCGGAGCUUUCUCGCUGUGUAGCUUUUGCUUGCGGUUUCUCCAACUUCAGAGCCGAAGCCGGAAUCCUCAACUACUACCACAUGGACUCGUCCCUGGGGAUCCACGUAGAUGAGGCGGAGCUGGACCACCAGAGCCCCUUACUGUCCUUCAGCUUUGGCCAAUCCAGUAUAUUCUUGUUAGGUGGGCAGAGCCGGGAAGUGGCUCCUACAGCGAUGAUGAUGAACAGUGGUGACAUUAUGGUCAUGUCUGGUGCCAGCCGCUUGUUGUAUCACGCCGUGCCCCGGAUUCUGCGCCACCCUGGAGGCGGACUCCUCCCCCCCGAACUGUCUGAUCCUCCAUGUGCAGAUAAACCUGACAUGAAUCCCCUGACGGAGCCGUGUUCCCCCCAGGACUGGCAGGUGUGUGCAGCCUACCUCAACGACUCCCGAAUCAAUAUGACUGUGCGCCAAGUUCUGGAGGAAGGGGGAUCAUUUCCAAAGGACAUGGGCACUACAACCGAUCACAUGACCACUGGAGGGUCCUAUCACAGCGAAGAGAUAUCAGAGGCAGAACUGCAGAUAAAACAGGCCAAGACGACAUCAAAGACACCUCAGGAUGAGGAUGACUGA
This is a messenger RNA of Staurois parvus, 1014 nucleotides long. NCBI's taxonomy places the organism in Eukaryota, Metazoa, Chordata, Amphibia, Anura, Ranidae. The record is from the annotation of a GenBank genome assembly.